UUUCGAUGAAACCGGUGUACUGCGCUUGCGGAGAUUAUAUUGCACCUUCCUGCUAAAUAGUGAUCAGAUUCAUAAAUACUAGCCUACGAGCUACGUCUAUGCUUCAAAUCUGGUUAUGUCGGCUCACUUGAACUGACCUCACAACCGGCUAGUACCAAGCUGGUCGGAUUUGAAAGAUUAUCAACGAUUUAUAGAAAUGACAUAGAGGCCUUACAGAUACAUUUGUGCUUUUGUCGCUCUUCUAAUCUGCGUUUUGUGGAGGGGAAGCGGCGAGAUCUGGGAGCACAUUUUGUUUCCUCAGUGAUUAAUAACUACCUCAGCCAGCAGAAGGAAACGGCGAGGACGUUGAGGCCGGCGAAGUUUCCGAAAGCAGUCCUAUCAGCUGGCUUCUGCUCACCGCCACACAGUGUGAAGAGAAUCUCUGACUGGUUGUCUGCCCUCGCUCUGCUCCAUACACACAGCCAAUAGGCUGCCAUUGCAGAGAGGAAGUGAAGUGACAAGGCGCCAUUGUCCUACCGGAGAACAGAUUUUGUCUCUUUUUGUCAGACUCCUUGCUGUUGACCAGUACCACAUUUCUUUUCAGAUUCUUGGCUUUUGUUUUUGCUUAAAGCUUUUAAAGAUUUUCUAUCAGUAAAAACAUCUAAAUAUACAAACUAUAUACAUGUUGUACAAAGAAGACAUUUUCUGCUUCCAUUUGAAGGAAUUGUUAUGCACAUGAAUCUUGUCUUGGAAUGAGAGAAUCGUGGAGUGUUUUCAGUUUUUUGCUCUGUCCUCUCAUAAACCAUUGACUCCCUUUGAGGCAGAAAAUACAGAUUUGGAAAGGUGCAUUUCUGCCUGUUAUUUUUACUGGGACUGUCCACCGUGAGCUGCAGCAGGGCUGCACGUAAACAUCACACUCAGUCAGCAAGUUGUUACCCUGCUCUCUCUGCAUCGCUCUGUUAGUUCCAAAGCAUUUUGAGAUGAGCCUCUGGCAGAUGGAGCCCUUAAGUUGUCUUUUUCCAUAAAUUCCAGGACUAUUGGCUUGUUUCUAUAAGUGCAAGAGAGAGCUUCUGGUUGGCUGAAAUCCGGAGCUUCCAGAGUCAGCCUGACACUUAUGUAUUGUUGUAGUGCACAGGAAAGUAAAAUGGACUACAAGCGGCGCUUUUUGCUCGGCGGGUCCAAGCAGAAAGUCCAGCAGUACCAGAUGCCUGAGCUGAGCCGGACCCUCAGCGCCCCCCUGGGCUCCACCUGCUCCCCCAUGGGUGGCUCCACCGGGGUGGGCAUGCCCGGCAGCUGCCAAGCACCUCCCUCCACCCCCAACACCACUGCGGUCGCCGACAUCCAGCAGGGCAUCUCCAAGUACCUGGAUGCACUGAAUGUGUUCUGCCGGGCCAGCGCCUUUCUCACGGACCUGUUCAGCAGCGUGUUCAGGAACUCCCACUACUCGAAAGCAGCUAUGCAACUUAAGGACGUGCAGGAACAUGUCAUGGAGGCGGCCAGCCGGCUGACUGCAGCAAUAAAGCCAGAGAUCGCCAAGAUGCUGAUGGAGCUGAGCGCUGGGGCUGCCAACUUCAAAGACCAGAACGACUUCAGCCUGCAGGAUGUAGAGGUGCUGGGUCGGUGCUUCCUGACGGUGAUGCAGGUGCACUUCCAGUUCCUAUCCCAGGCCCUGCAGAAGGUGCAGCCUGUGGCCCAGUCGUGCCUGGCCGAGGCCCUUGCCCAGGCCCAGGAGCGACGCAGCAAUGUCCGCUCCCAGAGCUCCUGCCCUGGGCCCCUGACGGAGCUGGAGGAGGCCUCACGAUCAUGGAAGGGUGCAGCCGAGGCCACGGGCCGUCUGAGGGAGAGGGGACGUGACGGCUGCCUGGCAGGCAUCCAGGUCCAGCAGCUCUUCUGCUCCAACAACCCCAACAUCCCUGAUCACCAUCUGAAGGAGCUCAACAUGAAGAUCGACAAUGCCUUACAGGCUUAUAAAGCAGCACUAGAAAGUAUGGGCCACAGUGAAUAUGCACUGAAGGCUGGCUUUCACCUCAAUCCCAAAUCUGUGGAGAUAGCUUUACAGGGUUGCUGCAGUGAGGCAGAGGCCCAGCAGGCUGGCAGGAUGCAGACCAUCUCCCAGCCCAUUCAAUGUGAGCUGCCCACCAUCCCUGUGCAGAUUGGCGCCCACUUUCUCAAAGGAGUGUCCUUCAAUGAGUCGGCGGCUGACAACCUCAAACUGAAAACGCACACCAUGUUGCAGCUCAUUAAAGAGGCAGUGGGGCAGAACGGAGUGACCCCCCGGGACGACUCCCCCGUUACCGAGGUCCUCAACCAGGUCUGCCCUUCCAGCUGGAGAAUGGCCUGCAAGACCGCUGUCCAGUUACUGUUCGCUCAGGCGGGACUGGUGGUUGUUGACACUGCUCAGAUCGAGAACAAGGAAGCCUAUGCUCCACAGAUUGCUCUGGAGGGCUCCAGAGUUGUGGUACAAGUACCCUCCACAUGGUGCCUGAAAGAGGACCCAGCCACCAUGUCUCUGUUGCAGCGGAGUCUGGACCCAGAGAAGACCCUCGGCCUGGUGGACGUGCUAUAUACUGCAGUCUUUGACAUCAAUAGGUGGAAGGAGUGCAAAGAACAGGCCUUGCCCACCAUUCAGAUGCAGUUACAGCGGGAGAGCCCUGAAUACGGGAUGCAGGUAGACCUGUCUCCUGGAAAUGGCUCCAAAGCCUCCAGUGGCCUGCCCAAAACUAUCUCCAAGCUAACUUCCAAAUUCACUAAGAAGGCCUCUUCCAGCUCUGUGUCCAGUGUGGGUGGUGGUGGUGGGGGCAGCUACUCCAUCCCCAGCACCCCGUCCCAUAGCAUGCUCUCUAGCAGCAGCUCUGAAGACCAGCAGUUUAAGAGCCUGGGCCAAGCAGUAGACGGGAGACUGCAGAGCAUCUUACAGCUAGGCAACCUGUCCAGCAACCCCGACCCCACUCUGCCCCAGAACGGUUCAGUGUGUGACGACCAGGGCAUGAACCUCCCCACGGACCAGGAGAUGCAGGACGUCAUUGACUUUCUCUCAGGUUUCAAUAUGGGCAAGUCCCAGCAAGCCUCCCCACUGGUCAAAAGGAGGAACUCUGUGGCGUCUGCCAAUGCUGCCGAGCUGAAGCCCCCGAGCGGCACCACCGACCGAACCCCAACCUCUCAAGCUAUCUCCCACAGUUCACUGCAGCCCCCUACCCAGAGUAUGCCCCAGCAUCAGCAGCCAGUGCAGAAGCAGCAACAGCCACCACCACCACAGCAGCCCUCCCAGCAGGUACUGCAGUACUACCAACACCUCCUCCAGCCUAUUGGUCAGCAGCAGCAUGCUCCACCUCAGCUGCCCUCCCAACAGCCUCCACCCCAGGCUCUUCCCCAGCAGAGAAUGCCAAGCAAGUGGCUGAGUGGUUCCAGCCAGCAGCAGCCUCCUCCCCAGGGCCCCCCUCCCCCAGCAGGGCUCUCCCCCCUGGGUCCCAUUGGCCAGUGGGGCUCACCUGGCCUCCCAGACCUGAGCUCAGACCUGUACAGCCUGGGGCUGGUCAGCACCUACAUGGACAGUGUCAUGUCUGAGAUGCUGGGGCAGAAGCCACAAGGUCCCCGCAACAACACCUGGCCCAACAGGGACCAGAACGAGGGAGUGUUUGGGGUGCUGGGAGACACUUUGCCCUUUGACCCUGCAGUUGGCUCUGACCCUGAGUUUGCGCGUUACGUUGCCGGAGUCAGCCAGGCCAUGCAGCAGAAACGGCAGGUGCAGCACAUCCGUCGACCCAGCAACACCCGCGGCAACUGGCCUGUCCCUGAUGAGCAGCACAGGACCUGGUCCCACCCAGAGUAUUACAGCGAGGGGGAGGCGGUCCACAGCGGCUGGUCAGCCAAUCAGGGAGACUCUGCCAGCUCCAGUGAUGAGACGUCCUCAGCCAAUGGGGACAGCCUGUUCUCCAUGUUCUCUGGACCUGAUCUUGUUGCAGCCGUCAAACAAAGAAGAAAACACAGCUGUGGCGAGCAGGAGGUGUGUACCCUGCCCUCUCCUCCCCUCCAUCACUUGGGAGAUGAUAAUAACCAGGAAAGCAAAACUAAAACUUGGCCGCCGAAGGCCCCAUGGCAGCACUCCGCUCACACUCAACACAACACCAUGCCCAAUCCAAGCUCUUCCCUGUACCAGAUGAACAUCCCUUCCAGCCAAUGGAGUGAUUCCAUGCAGAUGUUGCAGUCUCCGGUGUGGUCCACUGGCAGUGACUGCCCUCCCUCCACCGGGAUCUCCUCUGGCUUCUCUCCCUACACCCAGCAGCAUCAGCCACAACAGCACAAACCCAUCAGCAAGGGCUUUAAAUCCUUCCCCAUCAAACAUGAGCACAGGCCCUCCUACCUUCACCAGUACUGAUACAGACCAAACAAAUGAGUCCAUUGGCAUGGUAGAAUACCUGUUGCUUUAUUUCUGAAGCAAGUUCCACUGCAACCAUUAGUAAUGUUGCCCUUUUGGAAUAACCAUUCAAUUGAAAACAUCCGUCUCUAAGUAUGUGUUUUCAGGCAAAAUUGCAUUGUUCAUACUGGCUUAACAUUUUGUAUGUAUUUUUCCAUUUCAAACGCCCCCUAUUUAAAAAAAAUGUUAAAAAAGACAUUCUAAACUGCCAUGUAAAAGCUGUAAGCAAUGCAUGUCCUACUGGCAGAUAGUCUGCCUGAUAAAGUUUAUACUGUGUUUCCUCAGACAAGAGCUUGAAACAUGCACGGCCAUCAUCCACUUUUCUUCUCCAGCUGAAAAUGUGUAAGGGAUAAGAUUUUAGGGGGUGGGCUCUAAACGAGACACUCCAGUUUUCCCCAUAAUAAUGUCUACAUAGCUGUAACUGCCAAAUCUCAUGUAAGAUGACUGACUACAGCUAACAUCUACUGUUCCAUAGCUUGUAAAUUACUGAAGUUGAAAUAUAAAUAAUUUACUUCUUUUUAUUAAGAGGCUUUGAGCAGGCUCAGCAUAAAUAUUAUAAUCAUUGCAGAGGUGUAAUUGAAAAAAAAAUACUACUUUUUCAACAACUGACAGAGUAAAAAAUUUAUAGCAGUAACUAUGUGCCAUGUUGGUAUUAAUAGCACUUGCAUAAUAUUAUUUUCCAACCAAAGCGUUGUUCAGAAGAUAAAUGGUGCUGAAGAGAUGUCCGUUUAUUAUAUUGAUCAUUAAUAGUUACGAGCCCUACGGAAAGUCUUUAUGAUCAAAAAGCGCAUUCAUUUCCUCUUCUUUCCCUGAUUGGCAGUUCAUCAGAAUGACACUAACUCAAACCUAAUGUUUCUUCCUUUAAAAUACAAUAUUUUCUUGUACAAAUAUUGACAGUAUUAAUCUUAUUUUUGUAUUUUCUUACAUGUUCUACAAUUACUGUAUAUGUUAGAACACAAUUCCCCCCCAAGACGUGAAGGCACAUUCAUUUCUUUAGUUCAGAGUUUAACUACACCAUAUCUAUAAAGGUUACCAAAUAUGCCAUUAUAAACACUAAAACAUUGUGUAGGGUAAUUUUUUUUUGCCCAUGUUUAUUCAGUUUCUAUGGCUACGGGCUGUAUUUAAAGGCCCAGAAUGUUAACUUUGAUGUUUGCGGAUGCCAAUGUUGCCUGUAUUUAUGAAAUGACACCAUGUUUUCUGAAAACUAACAUACCAUGUUUACAGAGAUUUGUUUGCUGUAUAAAUAUCUUUUUAUAGUUCUGUGCUUUGCACAAUCAAAAUAUAGGGUUUGUUGCAUUGUCUGUGUUAUUUCCAAAACUUUUUUUUUACAUCUUUAAAGACCUUGGACUGUAACCGUUAGCAUUUUAGCUGUGUCAAAAUGGUUUACUAGUGGCAUCUACAAAAAAAUGUUUUACCCUGACAGAAGAUAUGAAGGGGGACUGCUUGGCUUAUGUUGCUUAUUGUUCUCUUGAGCUGGCAACUGAAUCUUCCCAAGUGUACCAGCAAUGCAACAAAAAUGAAUAAAAAUGACUAGCAAUUGAA
Molecule: messenger RNA, 5935 nt
Organism: Salmo salar (Atlantic salmon)
Lineage: Eukaryota; Metazoa; Chordata; Actinopteri; Salmoniformes; Salmonidae
Product: granule associated Rac and RHOG effector protein 1
Biological process (GO): Rac protein signal transduction
Molecular function (GO): CCR4-NOT complex binding
Source: RefSeq, a predicted model, not a curated record